UACUUUAGAGUGAGUCCCCAUCUGACCAGAAGUUUCAGUUUCAUUAGUUUAAUUCUCCAUUUCAGUUUUCAGGCUUUCUCUUUACUGGUAGACAAGUCAUAAUAGCGACUGCAAUGAAUUGCAUGUAUGCGCCCUGCCUCAUACAGAAAAUAUCAGUUUACAAAGAUUUCACAAUCCCAGGGUCACAGAGUUUACUGCAUUACACCACCCAUGUUCUCUCGUUCAUUGUGUCCCGGCUCCAUACAUCCUCUGGUGUGCAUAAACAGAGGCUCUGGUGCAGGCUGCUGUGGCUGGCUUGCAGGGUGACACCGCUGGCCUGCUGCCUUACAUGGGCAAACCUCUGAACUGACUCAGACUGAGGCUGGAAUUUCAGGGCGUGACGUCACUGCCUACAACUCUCCCAGAAUUUGGAUCAAGAAGUUUCACUUUUUCUGGUGGGAUUUCAACCUCUGGCUCCAGUUCCUAGAAAGCGAGAUUUCAACACACAGUGAAGGGCGACACUGCAACAACCUUCCAGAAAUCAGAAAUCCCACAAAUCCAGAGAGGAGGAAAGGUGUCAGAUCCUGAAGUCCCCGCUGUCACUUAGAGUUUGUUUUUGGAACCAUGUGGAGCCAAGAGAACAGUACCGACCAGACGGGUCAGGUGUCAGCCAGGAUGGAGACCACUCCAUCUUUGGGCAGUGCGAGCAUCUCCGUCUCCCAGCAGCAGGCACCCAAGAAAUUUGCCCCUGUGGUCGCACCCAAGCCCAAGUUCAACCCGUACAAACAGGUGGCAGAAACCAUCCACUCUGAGUCUGCAGCAGACUACCCUCCCCCUCCACCACCUGCGGAAGAUUCAACUGGUUUCCCUCCGUCCUCGGGCUCCUUCCCUCCUCCUCCACCGAUGAACUCGUACGAUUAUCAGAUGAAAGGACCAGAGAAGACCCUGGAGGAGAGACGCUCCAGCCUGGAUGCAGAGAUCGACUCCCUCACCAGCAUCCUGGCUGACCUGGAGAGCAGCUCGCCCUACAAGCCACGGACUACACAAAACUCUGGAUCCUCAGCGGCCUCCACCCCCAGCGCUCCAGUGACUGGCUACAAGCGUAUGGUCAUUCCAACCCAACCACCUCUGACUGCCACCAAGAAGUCCACGCCCAAGCCUCAGGCUCCUGGGGGAGUCAUCCCCCCUUCUUCUGCCAGCCCUGUGGCCAAGCCUCAGAGCCACACAGCUCCUCAGCCUGUCCCAGCCUCCUACGCCACAGCCUCAACCCCGAGCCAGCCCACCUUCAACGUCCAGGUGAGGUCAGCCCAACCUGGCCCCCAGCAUCAAGCCCCAGCUGGGCAACAAUUCAGCCAGCAGCCCAUUCGCAGCCCAGCACAGGUGCAGUACAUGCCCGCCCAGCCCAAAGGUCCUGACUUUGCCUAUGGACCACCACAGCCUGGUUUCUCCCCGAUGGGUGUUUACCAAGAACAGCACCAACCAGGAGUAGCCCAAGUCGGUGGUUUAAGGAGGCCUGAGCCAGUUCCCGUCCAAGCAUACCAGCCUGCAGGCCCCAAGAAGACCUACAUCACAGAUGUUCCACCAAGCUUGGCUCCAUACACCGCUGGACCAGCCAUUCCACCAAAGGGAAACGCUCCCAUGGCCCACCCUGAAGACGAGCUGGAGCGCCUCACCAAGAAGAUGCUGUUCGACAUGGACAACCCCCCGUCUGAGGAAUACUUUGGGCGCUGUGCCAGCUGUGGAGAGAACGUAGUGGGUGAAGGCACCGGCUGCACCGCCAUGGACCAGGUCUUCCAUGUGGACUGCUUCGUCUGCAUGACCUGCAGCACCAAGCUGCGUGGCAAGCCGUUCUUUGCUGUGGAGAAGAAGGCGUACUGUGAGCCCUGCUAUGUUAACACCCUGGAGACCUGCACCAUCUGCAGUAAGCCCAUCAUGGAGCGCAUCCUGCGAGCCACGGGGAAAGCCUACCACCCUCACUGCUUCACCUGCGUGGUCUGCCACCGCAGCCUGGACGGCAUCCCGUUCACCGUGGACGCGUCCAACCACAUCCACUGCAUCGAGGACUUCCACAAGAAGUUUGCUCCACGCUGCUGUGUGUGCUCUGAGCCAAUAAUGCCGGCACCGGGCCAGGAGGAGACCGUCCGUAUUGUGGCCCUGGACCGUGACUUCCACGUGCAGUGUUACCGCUGUGAGGACUGUGGCUCUCUGCUCUCAGAGGGGGAUAACCAGGGCUGCUACCCUCUGGACGGACACGUCCUCUGCAAAAACUGUAACACCAGCCGCAUCCAGGCGCUCACCGCCAAGGCCACUACUGACCUCUGAACAACCCGCUGCCCGGUCACCUCCACUGUGAUAAACCAGCGCUCACUCUUCAUAUCUCUCUCUCUUUUAAUUCUUUCUCUCGCUGACGUACAGAUUCACAGAAGCUUGCAUUCCUCAGCAUAUCCACACACAGUGUAUCCCUCUCUAUACGUACGUAUGUAUUCACUCAGUAACGUGAGAAAUAGCAUCACGUGUUCACCUGCACACAUGUAUCUAUUGACUCGGUACAAUCACAGCCAAGGAGGCUGUGCGUUCUUUGAACUCAGUUGUUGUGAAAGCAAUAAUUCAAUAUUUUAGGAAACAGAUUGAAACGCUUUUGUGAUGAGGAGGGUCAAAAUAUCUGCAGUUAGCUUAGCUCAGUGAUGCAGCAAAAUCAAAAAGUGAAGCUACCCUGCCUCUGUUCAACUUAGGAAAAAAGUCCACCCGAGUGUACACCAAUGUUGCACAGUGAUACUUUCAAUUGUCCUGCUUCUACAGCGGACGUGUUAGCGUGUUUAGGGGAGCUACAAAGCAAACUCCAUGUGCAGCUAUAGUGAGCGGCUUGAUAUCAGAUACUUGCUGAAUUUGGACAUCUUGAGCUGGAUUCCGAUCGCAUACCCAAUCUUUAAGAAGCAGCCCAGAGGCAUGAAUGCUCUCAAACAUCUCUCAUUACUUCUUAAAGAGAGGGUAAAUAUAAAUAUAUUCCUAAAAAUGUUGAAUUAUUGCUUCAAAUCAGUCCUUAAGUGAACAAUAUUUAAAUCCUUACUCAGUGUUAUCUCGUUUCACAAACAUCUUACUCCAGCAUCUUGUAGCCAGGCUGCUCAUGCACGCAGGUCCAAAUAUUUCCCCCUGACUUGUUCUUGUGAUCUGAAUGGAGUCCAUAAAAGUGUUUAAAAAGUUUGACACAUCUGCCCUGCAGGUGAAGACAUAAAGGAUGGAUGUGUGUAUAAGCAGUAUUUAGAAAAACUACCAUCAUCAAACGUUCAUUUCUCUCUAAAGUGUUUCCCAUAAUGAGCUGACGGUACAGGUGUGAGGUAAAAUGACACACUAAAGCUCAUUAUUGCAAACAGCUCUGCCUAAACAAACACCAAAGAUUUAGAUUCAAAGUGCCACAUUUGCUGCGUGCUUAUUUUUAUGCAGCUUCAGUAAACAUGAUACUGAUUGGGACGACAGGAGGGACAGACUUCACCUCAGUAAGCAGCUGUUGAAUGCAAUUCCCUAAAAUCAGACACUUUUGUUUAAACUUUGGUUUUAUGCACACGUACGUUACUUCCUGUUGUCCUGAACAACACGAUCAUAUCAUUCCACUCAUAGUCACAGCCUUUAAAAUGUCAUAUUUGAGCAGAAACAUAAGUGUCUUUCUCUCAUAUACAUGAAGCUAGAUUAGAUUAGUGAUAGUAGUUUAAGCAGUUCAGUAGAGAUGAUGAAUUUCUGUUGGCUAUGCAAUUUUUAAUGUUAAUUGCAUCGACACUUUAUAAGAAAUUUUAUGAAUAAGAAAAUAUUUUACCUGUACAGAUUCAACAUUAAGUGUCCUUAUAGUAAUCUUUAAUCCGAGCUGUGCUGUUGGUACUGUGUGACUGUGCUGUUUGUCAGUAUUGAUUGUACCUUCAACAUUUGUCUUUUAUUUUUAGUCUUUGUUUUAAGUUUGACGGGCGAAGAAGGGACCAGGAGAGUUUCCCAAGAACGACUGAUUUUAUUAUGUGUUCCAUCCAGGAGUCUUUGAAAAGUAGUUUGAUUUUUUGAUUUGAAAGUUGAUCUGAAUGACAAGAUAUUUGAUGAUGAUGAUGAUGAUGAUGAGGUGAAGGUGCCCUGCAGAGUGUUUGAGCUUUGAUCAAAUCUUGCACAUGUGCAUGGACCUAUUUUGCAGAGCGAUCAACACAGAUCGGAAAACUUUAUUUCCCCAAAGUGACCACAACGUGAUGCAAGACCAGAAUGCACCGCAAUGCAAGAGACAGAAAGUUAUCAGAAGUGAUGCUUAUUUAAAGAUGCAGGGAGACAAUGAAAUGAGGUGUUAAAAUAAAUGCAGAUUUUAAAGAGAGUUACCUCAAAGAGACGGAAAGUUAUCAAGUUAUGCAAAACGUCUUAUUUAAAGAUGCAAAAGAAAUUAGGCAUGAAAAGCAGAAAGAACACAAAGAAGGACAGCAAAUGACUAAACUGACACUAAGAAAUUAGAAAGAAGUUGAAGUUGAUGAAAGAUAUUAUCUGUGCUUCAUUGGGAAGAGAAACUCAAUCUGCAGAGAGCUCACAGAGAUGUAAAAUUCAUAAACACCCCAAAAUUUAGGACGAGUCAUCAACAUUAUUUUAACGUUCUGGGACGUGACAAUCAUUUAAAAUACCAAUAAGAAUACCUACAGAGUAACCUCUUGUGUAAAUAUGUGGAGAGUUGGAGAUAAAGGUGACAAUCAUCAAAAUCAAACAUAGUGUAUCGAAACCUUAAAGAGCAAUUAGCAUGUCACACAUUGUACUGUCUCUUAUGCGUCUUUAAUCUGCUGUGUAUCAUCAGAUAUUUAAAGCAGCUCAUUAAAAAUAAUCUGAAGUCGCAGGAAACAAUAGUUGUUGAAAUGUUCACCCCUCACUUUCCUCUAACCGCUCACUGUAACCACAGCAGCUUCAUGAGAUCCAAACUUGGAAACUUCACCUCAUCCGUUCGACUCAGUGAGUCAUCUGAUUGCUGCUGGUUGUUAGGAAACAGAGGACACUCUAUAGAUCAUUAUGUCGUCUUUGUUGCUAGGCUUCAGCUCACAGAAGCUCUGAGCUGUUGCUGGUGGUAGGUUAGCUUCUCUUCAGCCGCCUGUGAAAAGUCGAUACAGAGCUUUUCAAAAUCUGCUUUCAUCAUUAGAAAUCAGAGUCCGAUAUCUGACGAUGAAAUAUGAUUAAAGAUGUCAACAGAUUAAAAAAGCAGAGACGUACAGAUGAUAUGUUAAAUCCAUCAACUGUAUGAAAAGAUGGACCACAUGGCAGCUCCUAAAAGUGAAGCCUAACAUUUCCACCCCACCUAUAUAUCAUAAACUCCGCCUCCUUCAUGUUAACAGAUGGAACACGGGUCCAACAUUAAAAUAGAUAGAUGACAGUAAUUGUGUCUCAGUUUCUGUUAUUACAGUUACUACUUCUCAUGCUGAUUUAUUUGAAAAACACCCUGAUUUUAAGACCGCCUCCCUUUUCAACAAAAAUAUGUAAUUUGGCAAUAGUGAUAACACAAGCACAUGAACAUCUUUUAAAAUGAAACUGUCAUGUUUCAAUCGUGUAAAUAUUUUAAUUAUAAAGAAAUGAAAACAUCCAGAAGUCUGUUGGAUGGGUGAAGACCUUUGAUUUUUCAGAAACAUGUUCACACACUCACUUAAAGACGAUCUUAAUGGGCUUACCGUCUUCAGACAUGACACUCAGUGACACAAUUCUUGGUUGUUUAAUGUUUGUGCUGCAUUGAUAACCGUUUUCUCUAAAGAAACAAGCAUCAUAACUUCACCUCAGACUUUUUGUUAACUUGUCCUUCUUUUGAGCAACUUUGUGCACUGAGUGUCUCCAUCUUUCAUCCCCCUAGCAUCAAGAAUCACACAUAAGCUGCACCGUUUGUCGUGCAUAGUUACAUUUAAUUACUAAGCCCUGAAUUAAAGACUAGCCCUCUCUUUUUUCAGAUGUAUUUGCAAGAAAAAAAGGUCUUCUAUCCGGGUCAAAAUGGUAGCUAUUUGAUAAGAUAUAAAAGAGGGGUGUAAUGCCAUGACUGACAGCCAAUCACAGUAGAGGAGGAAUAACAAGUGGAGACAUACAAACACUGACACACGAGUCAAUUCACUUUUAAUAACAGCGAACGUCUGUCACAAACCGACACAUAAAACUGUUACGCUGUGGAGGGUAACAACCUGAGGGAUCUUUGUCGUAAGCAACAAAGGCAGGACAUCGAUAUAGCAGCUCAAUCCCUACAGUACAGACUUUGGCUCCAAAAUAUAUCACAAGCUCAAUAUUCCAGCACCUGUUGGGGGGCAUUUUGGCUUCACUUUUGUGCAACAGGAGGAGGUAGAGACAUGUGGUCCAUCUUCAGUCUAUGGUUUAAACAGAGUUGUGAUAUGAAAGGCACAGUGUUGCUCACCUCUGCUCCCCGUGCUUUUCAUCAACAUUUGUCUCUGAACACGGUACUUGCACACUAAACUUGGAUGUUGGACAUUGGACCUCUAUGUUUGUUGUUUUCUCCUGAAGUUCUGGUUUUCUGAAGCCGAAAGGUAUCCAUUAUUCAGAUCCGCCUCUGGUUCUGACUCUACAGGAAAACAUUUCAUUGCAGCACAGCAGCAGUGUGUAGCAGAGACAUUUGCUGUGCUCUCAGGCGUGAACUACAGCUGAAUCAUCGCAGCGGCGCUGCGUUGAACUGAAUUAGUGACAGUGUGAGGAACAAGCAUACAGUAAUUAUGAGCCACAAACAUCAACAUGUACACAAAUGUGUUCACAACAUAGCAGAAAUAGCGCUCACUGUUAACCUCUGUCACAUCUGAUAUUCUGUAGAAUGUAGAGGAGCGCCAGUGAACAAUCUCACAUUAGUUUUUUUUAUGUAAAGUGUAGCUCAGCCAUUGACAUAAAAUGGAAGCAGAAAUUUCAAACCUUGCACACACCUGAGAAGACCAAUUAAAGAACGUUUUUACCCCUUAUUUUGAUUAAAGACCUCUGCCGUGUUCUAACUUUCAACAAUUUUACCAACACACAGGAUAUUAUGGUCAUUUAAAGCCACAAAGUAUUCAACUUUUAGGUUCAUGGCGGACUCAAAUUGUGCGUUGAUGAUCUUAAGAAGUUAAAAAGAAAGAAAAGGAUAGUGAAUAUUGUCACCAAUGUUUUAAAAAUAAUCAAAAAAGGUCCUAACAUUUGCUGUGAGCCUGAUUUUUACUUGGGUUAUAUUUGCUAAAAUGCUCCCUAUAUCCCCAUUAUGAGGUUAUUCUCUGUCUUGCUGCUCUACAGGAAAUAAAGGAAUUUUAAAGCUCUUCUUUUUAGUACAGAUUAAAGGAAUUUUAAGUCUCAUUUUAAACAUUUUACAAAAAGUCUUUCUCUGGUCAUUAAACAGUGAGCUCUCAUAGUAAUACUUAUCUGAAUGCGUAGUAUGGUGGUGGUAGGUAAAGUGUUAAAAUCACAUCCUGGCACCACAGAAACAAAGUCAAAGGGACGUUGUUGAGAUUCUUGGUAUUGGUGGAUGUUUUGUUUACACCUCGGACACCUUAUUGCUGUGCUGUGCUGUGAUUUGUUGGUAGAAGUUGCCUUAAAGUUUGCCUUCAGAGAUCUCUGCAAGUUGCCUUUUUUUACCCACCUGAGCAAACAGUGUUGACGCCUUCACCCAAUCAAACUGUCAAGGACAGGAUCAUGAUUUGGUUGUGAUAUGAGAAGUUGAAAGCUGGUCUCAUGUGGGACAUGAACAGCCUGUCUUUGGAUGAAAGUCCUGCACCAGAGGGCGGGACUGUGCAAUGCUAUGUUGGGGAAAAAUAUGACAUGUAGGACGCACAAGUCUUAUAGUGAAUUUAAAAGGAGAAUUUAAGAAACAUUAUUGAUAUGAUCUUUUCCUAAACCUGGCCAGGCAGUUUUUGGGGCCUAACUCCAAGCAAAAUUAAAUGUUUCAUCCAUUUGUUUGAGAACUUGCUUCAAUCCCAACGAGUACUAAUUAUUGGCUUUGUUUACGUGAUCCCAACACUUCAUUUUAACUCUUAAGCUUCCACCACCACUUCAUGCUGUGUCCAUACACUUGGACCUUUCACCUCUCUCUGCGGGAAGUUUAUUAAUGGUGCAAGAUUUUAUGAUUGGCGUAUCAGCACGAUUCAACCGAGUGCACCAUGCUGUGAUCCAUGAGUAGAGCUAAACCUCUGUGGUUGUAGGUUUUCAAUGUGCCAUAAAAUCUGUUUCUAACUCCCCUGUUUACACUUUCUUUAUGGACAAUCUGCAUCGACAUCACACGUCUUUGUUGAAGCUUAUCUGACAUAAAUCCUCACAAAGGCAGAGAUGCUACAAGUUGAAAGAAAGGAGGGUUUAAUGAUUUUUAUUUGCUCAGUGUAUUUGUGUUGUCUACUGUCUUUGUUCUACCAAUGUUUGUAAAAGUGCCUUUGGCGGAGCAGUAUUGAAUCAUUAUACUGCUGCUGUGUGUUUCAUGGUCCGCUGUGCCUCACAUGUUUACUCGUCUUUACCAAAGUAAAUAAAGAAGAUCCUUUGUCUGCUCUCUGAAUCCAUACAGUGGAUGUCUCCAUCAGGCCCGCCGCUCCAGGCUGCGGUGUUGAGUGUGAAACUCGCCUUAAAGAGCUUAAUCCUCUGUUGUUCAGGCAAAGCAUCUUAUCUGUUCUCCAUCUUUGGAAGGGGCAUGUAGUCAACUGUUGUUUUUCCUUCUUCAAUAAAAGCUUUGCAGUAGCA
Notolabrus celidotus (New Zealand spotty) is the source of this 8646-nucleotide messenger RNA. It is a transcript of the gene lpp, whose product is annotated as LIM domain containing preferred translocation partner in lipoma. The transcript is spliced from 12 exons. The record is from RefSeq and is a predicted model, not a curated record. NCBI's taxonomy places the organism in Eukaryota, Metazoa, Chordata, Actinopteri, Labriformes, Labridae. Gene Ontology annotation, cellular component: focal adhesion; stress fiber. The coding region runs from base 604 to 2301 and encodes 565 amino acids. Gene Ontology annotation, biological process: cell-cell adhesion.